Rotaria socialis is the source of this 624-nucleotide messenger RNA. The record is from the annotation of a GenBank genome assembly. Lineage: Eukaryota; Metazoa; Rotifera; Eurotatoria; Philodinida; Philodinidae.
AUGGCUAAAAAUAUGAAUCAUAGCGCAACAAAGGAUAUGUGUGAUAUGUGUUCACCAAAACAAGUCAUUGCCAUUACAUCGUGUAAAGGUUGUUUGAAAGAUAUGUGUCGUAAGCACUUCAAUGAGCAUCGUGAUAAACUUAGCGCAGAUAUAUAUAAUGUCUCUGAUCUUCGCGAUAAUCUUUUACAAGAACUACAAAUCGCGAGUAAUCGCGCAUCGAAGUCUUCAAGCACAGGGACUGCUCUUCAGUUGUCAAAACAAAUUGAUGAAUGGAAAACAAAAACAAUCGAGUGUGUUUCGCAAGCAGCCAAGGCAGCGCAUGCAAGUGUAGAACGCUUGUUUAGUAGAAAAUUGGAAUAUGAUCAAGUACAACAAAAAGUUGAUCAGCUUACAAAAGAAUGCAAAGAACAGCAAGAAUCAGAAAGCUUUGUGGAAACUGAUAUCGAUCGUUGGAUGAAACAAUUGAAACAAUUGAAAAGUGAUCUUAAUCGUCCAUCACAAGGCGAAACUAAUCCUCCGACUCUUCACAUCCAAAGUAUUGAUUGGAAAUCAAUUAUCAAAAUUUCUACUGCGAAUGAAAGAUACGCUAAUUCGUCUGAAAAUGAGUUCGAACAAGGUAUCUAA